AAUGUCUAGAGUUAAACAAUCUUUAUGUAAUUUAUUGAUUAUUAUAUAAUAGAUGCCUAACCAUCACCAAGUACAGGUAGAAUUUAAAAGAUUUCAGAGAAAUUAUCAACCAUUUAGAUUGGAGUUGAGAAUGAAAGAUUUUAGAAAUUAGAAUAAGCAGAAUAACGUAUUUAAUAAGCAGAGGAUGCAUUUAAUGAAUUUUAAGAAUAAAUCUUUACAAGAUUGAAUGGAUUAAGAGAUUAAGUAAAUAAUCUAUAUAAUUGAUUUACAGUUAGGCAAAUUAUAAAAACAAGUGGAGGAUGACAGAUAGGCAAAAGAAUAAGCUAUUGAAGCUAAGAAUAGAGAUGUUUAAGCUUUGACUAAGAAGUUUGAAAAUGCAAUAGAGAAUGAAUAAUAAACAAAGAAGGAAGGAGAAGCUAAGAUUCUUAGAUUGACAGAAGAUAAAUCAGCAUUACUUAGAACUGAAGUUUAGAAGGAAACUGCUUAAAGAAUAGAUGCUAUAGAAGGAAUUCAUUAAGGAUUACAAAACGAUUUACCAAAGAUACAAGAGGCUAUUAGAGAAGAAGCUAAUGAAAGAGAUGAAUCUGAUUAAAAUGUAAUAAAAUUAAAUAUAUAUUAGGUAAUGAAAUCGAUUACAGAUGAAUUGGUAAAAUUGAGUAAUUUAAUUAAUGUAGAAAAAAGAAAUAGAGAUGAAAGUGAAUAAUCAAUAUUUGAAAUGCUUAAAGAUAUUGUUAAUAGAGUAAAAGUAGAAUUGGAUUAAGAGAAAAGAACUAGAGAAUAAUCAGAAGAACAUUUACUUAGUUUAUUGGAAGAUACCUGUAAUAAAUUAAGUAUUGCAGCAAAUUUAUGAAGAAUUUAUAUUCAUAUAUAUAUACAUUCAUAUUUCAUAUCAAUUUAUAUAUAUAUAUAUAUAAAUGGUUUUAAUCCACUAUAAGAAAACAGAGUUGAAUCAAUUCUUAUAUGAAUGUAAUGCUAAUACUCCUACUGAUUAAGUCAUAAAAGACCUUGUAUAAAGUAAUAAAAUAUGAAUAUCAUAUUAGUAAAUAACAUGAGGAUUAUUCUAGAUCGUUUAGCAUGUGCAAUGGAAGAUUUGGCUACUCAUGGUAAUAUAUAUAUAUUAAGAUUAUAUAAUAGGACCUUUAAAACCUGAAGAUACAAGAGGACUAUCUGAAUAAUCAUUAAUUGAUGCAGCUAUUGAAACUAUGGCACCUGAAAAAAAACCAUGGGCAGUUACUCCUCAAUAAUUAUUACCUGGUUAACGAUUGAAUCCAGAUAAAACAUCAUAUCGUACAGGAGUAAUUUAAACAGAGGAAUUGUCAAAGAUGGUUAUUGAGAAUUGUACAAAAGUCAAAUAAGCAAUUUCAAAAAAUCUAGUUGAAUAAAAAUAAUGUCUUACUACAAAGAUUGUUUAAGAAUAAUUAGAUUUAUUAAGAGGUUGUAUGAUGAUUUGUUAUCCUGGAUAUCAUGGAUUACCACCUUGGGAACCAGCUAGAGAAAUCUUAGAAGGUUAAUAUGAUACUCAAGCUACAUUUACAGAAUAAUAUGAUUUCUUAGAUGAGAAAAAUACAUCUUUAUGGUGGGCUGGAAAAGAAUUAUUAAGAGGCAAAUUAUUGUCUGAUUUUAUUGGAAAGAAUGAUAAGACUAAAAUUGUAAUUAUACUUAAAUACAUUUUAUAUUUUAGAUUGUAAGAUUAUAAAAGACUGGGGCUGGGGCUCCUGUUAGAGAACCUGCUGUAGAUGCUGAAACAUAAAAGAAAAUGAUGGCAUUUUAUUAUAAAAAAUAAUAAGAAUAAAAAGUAUUUUUUCAUUUUAAUAAGUUUUUAGGAAUUAGAAGCUGAUAAUGAGGAUGUCUAUUUAAAUUCUUAAUGGGCUAAUCCUAAAUAAUUGAAAUAAUAACUUAUGGGUGCUAGUGAUUAAAUAUCAUGGAAACCCAAGUGA
Molecule: messenger RNA, 1937 nt
Organism: Paramecium pentaurelia
Lineage: Eukaryota; Ciliophora; Oligohymenophorea; Peniculida; Parameciidae
Source: the annotation of a GenBank genome assembly